Molecule: messenger RNA, 6816 nt
Organism: Aethina tumida (small hive beetle)
Lineage: Eukaryota; Metazoa; Arthropoda; Insecta; Coleoptera; Nitidulidae
Gene: pyd
Product: tight junction protein ZO-1
Exons: 23
Coding region: 321-6401 (2026 amino acids)
Biological process (GO): protein localization to cell-cell junction; cell-cell junction organization; cell-cell adhesion
Cellular component (GO): plasma membrane; bicellular tight junction
Molecular function (GO): cell adhesion molecule binding
Source: RefSeq, a predicted model, not a curated record
CGACUCCAGGCCCAAGAAUAGUGGACGGACGCUCUAUGGCAAGGUGUUCCGAAGAAGAGGUUAGAACUAAUCGACGCGUAUGACUUGUACGGUUCACGGAACCGCUUGAAAACGGGGUGCCAAAAUUCGAAAUAAUAAUAAAAAAAUUAAAUUGUGACCCGACGUACGUUAUGUUUGAAUCAGUGGCCGCGGUACCGAGGAAUGUGGUCGGUUCCGAAACAAGUGGUUGUUCUUUUGUACCGAUGUGAUGGUGUGAAACAGUGAUCCCGGUAUAAAUGCUUACUUUGCUGAAUUGUGCGUGAAUCUGGUGGUCGACUAACAUGGAUAACAUCGCCAACAACAAUCUUGCGUCGAACUUGCCGGAGGAAAGAGGAUGGGAGUACAAACAAAUAUGUGUUACAAGAGUGCCUGGUUAUGGCUUUGGUAUAGCAGUUUCUGGCGGUAGAGACAACCCACAUUUUGCUUCUGGUGAUCCUAGUAUAGCAGUUAGUGAUGUUUUAGCAUCUGGGCCCGCUGAAAGAUUAUUGCAGGUUAAUGAUAGAAUCAUAUCUGUUAAUGGAAUAUCGUUGCAAAACGUGGACUAUGCAACCGCUGUACAAGUCCUACGUGAUUCCGGGGAUACUGUAACGCUGGUGAUAAAAAGACGAACUCUACAACACACUCAUAGUCACAGUGCUUCAUACUCGGGACCUCCAUUAGCAGCCCUUGGAGUUAACCCGUUACCUUCAAAAGUUACUUUAACUAAGAAUUCUAAAAAAGAAGAUUUUGGAAUUGUUCUUGGUUGCAAAUUGUUUAUUAAGGAGAUUUCCUCGAAGGCAAGGGACCAACUACUUAACACUAACCAAGUGCUAAUAGAAGGGGACUUCAUAACGAAGCUGAAUAAUACCAAUUGCAAUGACCUGAUGUCCCUGAAGGAAGCAAAAAAAAUUAUAGAUAGUACCAAGGACAAAUUGCAUAUUACAGUAGCUAGAGAUUUUGGUUACAAUUCCACUAUCUCGCAUCAAACACAAAGCUCUAUUAGCACGACAGGUGCGGUUAACAAUUUUUAUAAAGGAGAUGAUUUUCUUACAUCAGGUCACCAAAGUUAUUCUAAUCAAAACUUAUAUGUACAACCACCAACCAGAAAUACAAAUAUUAAUCAAAAUGGAGGUUUUGAAGACAAAGUUGAUCCAAAUAGCGGACCCAAUUCACUGCCCGACGAAAAAAGUAAUUUGGCACCAAGAGGAAGAUCUCGUGGGCCACUGUCAGAGGCAAACAUGAAUCAAUUGGAUAACAGGAAUAAUAUGGGUAGCUAUGGCAGAUCAAAAGGUAGAGACGAACCGCCUAGGCCUCCUCCACCAAGAGCAGAAGAUUACUAUAGCUCCAGGAGGCAAAUCUACGAGGAUGAUCCAAUAGUACAAAAGAAUAAGCAACCUAUUCCGGAUGCGCGAUUUAUAACAUUCCACAAAGAAGGAUCAGUUGGAAUUAGACUGACAGGAGGAAAUUUCGUGGGUAUUUUCGUGACGGCAGUUCAACCAGGUAGUCCUGCUUCUUUACAAGGUCUGCAACCUGGAGAUAAAAUCUUAAAAGUUAACGACAUGGACAUGACUGGUGUUACGCGAGAAGAAGCUGUGUUGUUUCUCUUAAGUCUGCAAGAUAGAAUAGAACUUAUUGUUCAGUUUUGCAAAGAGGAGUAUGAUAAUAUUGUUGCAUCUCAAAAAGGAGACAGCUUUUAUAUUAAAACUCAUUUUCAUUAUGAGAACCCUGCUAAAGGAGAAAUGUCAUUCAGAUCUGGAGAUACAUUCCACGUAAUUGACACUCUUUACAAUGGAGUAGUUGGUUGUUGGCAAGUGUUUAGAAUAGGACGUAAUAAUCAAGAAGUACAGAAAGGAAUUAUACCAAACAAAUCCAGAGCUGAAGAAUUAGCAACUGCUCAGUUCAAUGCAACCAAAAAGGAAAUGUCUGCAAAUGAAUCUCGUGGCAGUUUCUUUAAGAGAAGACGGAGCUCUAAUAGAAGAUCCAAAAGCUUAGGAAAAGAACAUUGGGAUGACAUUUUAUUCUCAGACACAGUAUCCAAAUUUCCAGCUUAUGAAAGGGUCUUAUUAAAACAUCCUGGCUUUACCAGACCUGUGAUAUUAUUUGGUCCAAUAGCAGACAUAGCACGUGAAAAACUAUUAAAGGAUUUUCCUGAUAAAUUUAUAUCACCACAAUUAGAUAAUUCAAUGGAAGAAAAUAAUGUAAAGGCAAAGACAUCAUCAAAUAUUAUUCGGCUUUCUGCUAUUAGAGAUGUUAUAUCCACUGGAAAGCAUGCUUUGUUGGACAUUACACCAAAUGCAGUUGAGAGGUUAAAUUAUGCACAAAUGUACCCUAUUGUUGUGUUUUUCAAAGCUGAAACUAAAAUUGUAAUUAAACAAUUAAGGCAAGGACUUCCAAAAUCAGCCCAUAAGAGCUCCAAAAAGCUGUUGGAACAGUGCCAGAAACUAGAUAAAGUUUGGAAUCACGUAUUUAGUUCUACCAUUACUCUGAAUGAUAAUACAGAUACAUGGUACAGGAAAGUAAGGGAAAUUAUUGAUAAACAACAAACUGGUGCGUUGUGGAUGAGUGAAAGCAAGCUUGAUUGGGAUAUGUUUUCGGACAUCUAUUAUCCUCAAAUUGUUUUAAAACCAAAAACUACAAACUCAUUGCCAAAUCGUUACCGACCUUCUAGAAGUCGUUCUAGAAGAACACCUUUGUCAAUGUACAGUUCACCUCAGUUCAUACAUAGAACUACUCCAUUUCUAGAUCAAGACAAUUUCAAUUUAAAGUCAAUACCAAGUCAAAGCAGCUUAAAUAGCUGCACAUAUCAAAAUCUUCAAAACUAUCCUGAAGAAUCACUAUCAGAUGAUUUCCUGUUCCCCAUGUCUUCCUUGCGAUUAUCAUACGCAAGUUCACCUGAAAGUGAUCUGGAGCAUAGUCCAGGUCCUCCUGUAUCUCCUGGGAUAUCUGGAAGUAAUUCAAUAGUGCCGGGACGGUUAACCAAAGCAAGCUCAGAUCCCAGUGUUGUUAUGCCUGACAGUCCUAAUGACGUUCUACCACCAUACCAGCCCAACUAUGAUUCUCGUUAUGGCUUUAAUAAUGCUCAACAGUCACAAAAUCUAAAUGAAAAUCAAACUUCACCACCAGAUACUCCUUUAACAAAGGAUCCUAGUUAUACUUUGUCGAAUCCAGACAUUCCCUCUUCAGUAGAACAACAAAUUCCUUACAAUAAAAGUAGUUUAUAUGGUGAAAACUAUAAAGCGGAAUUCAACAAAAUGGAUACAAGAAAUGAUUUUGGGCCUUUAAAUGGGCGAGAUUAUAACUCACCGGAAAGAAGGCAAGAGUUUAACGGAGAUGGUGGAAGAAAUCUUCAACAUAAAAGGCAAGGAAGUAGUUUAUUGGGUCCUUACAGUCAUUCCAAAGGUCAUAGCUUAAGUGAACAAAGCCCAGCUAAAGAAGCUGUUUAUGGAACUGCUCCAGAUUUACCACCACGUGUCGAUAGAGCAGCUAAACCAAUGGGUCUAUUGACAACUACUAACAAAAUUCCAAAUGGGAGGUCAGCCCAUGAACGACUAUUUGGUACUAAACCAAAUACGACUAAUGAAAGUACAGAUCAAAACGCGAAUGAAAGUGGCAAUUUCAACAAAGUUGGUUCGCUCGAUCGUAGUCAGAAUUCCAAAUCGGAUUCACUGUCAAGUUACGAUUCAUUUAAUAAACAGCAGUCUAAUAGAAUAGGACCUAAUGCCCAUGACGAUUUGAAAACAACACUGUCCAAAAUUGAAACUGCUACAAUAAGUAACCAAAACAGUCCUUCCAAAUAUGGAUCUGGUCAACGAUGGGAACAAAAUUCACAUAGACAUGGUUCGAAAAUGGACUUGAAAUAUGGUUUGCCAAGUGGAUCCGAACAUACUUUAGAUAGUAGUCCGAGAAACUCUAGAGAAAUGGAAAAAGAAGGUAGUCCAAUGGACGCGGCAACACCAAGAGGUUCUGUCGAGCGGGAUAUGUACAGAUAUCCCAGGUCGCCGGCUAAACAUGGUGCCCCCAGAGAAACUAAAACUGAUUAUGGCAAAUAUAGUCGGAAUAAUAACAACCACUCCCAAAUCCCUCCACCGGAAUAUACACGAUCUUCACAUCAAGAUUUACGUGAAUCGCAGCUUAGUAUUCAUCAGCAAAGUCCCUUGAGAAGUCCUCCAAUGCAUCAUAAUGGUUUUGACAGUUCAUUACAGAGUAAUCAAAAUGGAAAUGGUGGCUACAAACCAGUACCUCCUCCAAAACCUAAAAAUUACAAGCCUCCUUAUAAGCAAAGUUAUCCAGGAGAUGGUAUGGUUCAAAGUCCUCCAGUGUAUCAACAUGGAAAGAGUCACAGUAAUCCGGUGGACCAAAGGAAUCAGAAUAUGAAUAUGAGCCAUCACAAUUACUAUUAUAACACACCACCUCAUAAUUAUCAUCCCGACCCUGCGAUGAGAUAUCAAGGUGGACAUUAUGAUAUGGCACCACCAUAUCAGGAAUCUCCAAGACGCCAUCCCAGCAUCUCAUAUGCUAGCCGAAGUGAAAUUACAUCUAUAAGCAAUAUGACUCAUCAACAUGACAAUCCAUAUGGAAUGGAACAUCACGGUGGUGACAUUUUAGAUUCAAGACCACCCGUUGUGGAUCUGCAAGGAUCCAGAGAACAAAGAGGCUCCGCAUUUGAACUUUAUCGAAAGCCUGUAGGUCACAACAUGAGGGGACCUCAUGAACAACCAGCUUUCUAUGGAUCGCAACCUAACAUAGCUCAACAAAUAAAACAAACUAACUCUCCCAAAACCAAAUCUAAACUAACAAAAGCUCAAUCAUUUAAACAAACAAAAUCUGAAGGCUUUAGUACUCCAAAGUUCUUUAGGAAAUUGUCCUUUAGGAGAAAGGACAAAAACAAAGAUAAAGAUAAAGAAAGGGAGGGUACACCAAAAACUAAUAGGAAAGUAAUUCAAGAAAAUAAAGUUAAUGAUGAUCAAAUUGCUAAAGACUAUAAAAGUCCUGAAUAUAAAAUGGUUCAAUAUAGUGACCAAAGUUACGAAGAAACGGAGAGUAUGUACAGAGAUAGGAAAAGUAUGUAUCAAGAUAGAGAAAGUUUAUAUCGAGAUAGGCAACAGUUUUAUCAUAAUAAAGAAUGUAUAUAUCAAAAUAAACAAAAAAUAUAUCAAGAUAGAGAGUCUUUAUACCAAGAUAAGCAAAAAAUAUAUCAAGAUAGAGAGUCUCUAUACAAAGACAAGCACAAAAUAUAUCAAGAUAGGGAAAGUUUGUAUCAAGACAAACAAAAGCUUUAUCAAGAUAGGGAGUCAUUGUAUAAAGAGAGGCUCAGGAUGUAUCCUGAUAAUAAAAUAUAUCAAGAUAGAAUAUCUGCUUUGCAAGAAAAACAACAAAUAUAUGACAGCAAACAAUCGUAUCCGGAUAAAAAGCUACUCUAUCAAGAUUUGCAAAAUGUCCGAGAGGAAGUUAAUAAAAUUAAUGACAAUAAUAAAGUUUAUCAAGAUUUUCGUGAAGUAAGUGAAGAGACCACAAGACUUAAAUUGCAAAGACAAGGUAGUUUUAGAGAUCAAACUAUUGAUAACAAGAAAUUACAAACAAACAAAAAAGAUGAGUCAGUUAGAACUCAAUUGCAACGAAACAACAGUCUUAGAGAUAGAAUGUAUCAAAGUUUUAGAGAAGUAAGGAAGGACAUGUCUAAAUUUCCAGAGAACAAUAGAUUAUAUCAAAGUUUGCGACAAGUGAGACAUGAUAUUAGUAACUUGCAAGAUAAUCAGAAAAUCUAUGAUGAUUUCCUAAAGUUACGUGAAGAAAUUAAAAAAGUACAAAGCGUUCCGGCAACGGAUCAGAACAGGAAUCCACAGAGUGAUAACAAAUUGUACCAAGACUUUCGAAAGUUGCGACAAGAGGUACGGAAGUUGCAAGAGAAUAAGAAAGUCGUGCAAGAUUCGGUCCACAAUUUAAAAGAUUUCACUAAAGCAAGUAAAAGAGACAUAACAUCCGCAUACGUUAGUGAUGCUGGAGCUAAACUAGUCAAUGAAUAUUGGGGCGUCUCUUUAGAUAUCCCCGAAGGCGCCAUCCCGAAGGGAGAAAGUCGAGAGAUCUAUUUCGUCGUAUCCGAUCCAAGACUAUGUAAUAACGGUAACAACUCAAAUGCUCCGCCACUGGAUUUGGAAAAUGGUGAGACUAUGCUGUCGCCACUAGUAAUGUGCGGACCCCAAGGUACCGAAUUUUUGAAGCCUGUGAUCCUUAAUAUUCCCCAUUAUGCUAACACUUUACCUAGUUUAGCCAUAUCACUGAAAGCAACCGACUCGGAACAAGAACUCUCCACUGAUUGGGAUAAUAUUCUUCUGCCUAGCAAUCAUGCUGCUAACACUGUAUCAGUAAAAGUAGAUCAUUUUUAAAAAAACUAUGUAAAUACAUUAUCGUUGUAAUAUGUUUGCUCAACAUUAUUAUAAAUAAUUUAUUGAAGGAUAAAUUAUUUGUAGUAGGUACAUAGAUCUUCUGUUGCCAUUUUAAAAAUUUGCUAUUUAUUGUAUACGCAUUAUCCAAAUUUUAAUAGUUUAGAAAAUUAAAUAAUUUUUUGACUGAAGUUUAGAAUCUCAUUUUUAUUGUUUUGUUCAAUUGAAUAAUGUACAUAUUUUAAAAUCAUUUGCAAUUCAUUUUGUGAUCUAUAUUUUAAAUAAGUAUUUUUAUUUAGUUUUAUCAUUUUGUAUCAAAAAUAUAUUAAAUGUAUUAAUAGAUAAUAUUAUAUAAGAAUUAUAUAACCAAUAUGUAGGUUAUUUAAGUUAAAAUUGCAUUUUAUAAAAUUUGUCUUAC